GACUGAGCAACCCUAGUGACAGGAGCCCAAGCAGCAGAGCAGGUUGUCCCCAUUUCCCCUCCCCUUCCCUUCUCCGGUUGAUUUCCCGGGCCCCCUACACUCCACAGUCCCAGUCCCCCCAUGUCCCAGAAACAAGAAGAAGACAACCAUGCGGAGGAGAAGCAGGACACACAAGAGAAAGAAGGUAUUCUCCCAGAGAAAGCUGGAGAGGCAAAGCUGAAGGCCAAAUAUCCAAGCCUAGGACAAAAGCCUGGAGGGUCUGACUUCCUCAUGAAGAGACUCCAAAAAGGGCAAAAAUACUUUGACUCAGGAGACUACAACAUGGCCAAAGCCAAGAUGAAGAAUAAGCAGCUGCCAAGUAUAGGACCAGACAAGAACCUUGUGACUGGUGACCACAUCCCCACCCCAUAGGAUCUGCCCCAGAGAAAGUCCUCACUCGUCACCAGCAAGCUUGCGGGCAUGUUACU
Messenger RNA from Nycticebus coucang (slow loris), 467 nucleotides. RefSeq names its product alpha-endosulfine-like. The record is from RefSeq and is a predicted model, not a curated record. Lineage: Eukaryota; Metazoa; Chordata; Mammalia; Primates; Lorisidae. Gene Ontology annotation, molecular function: protein phosphatase inhibitor activity. The transcript has a single exon. The coding region runs from base 121 to 411 and encodes 96 amino acids. Gene Ontology annotation, cellular component: cytoplasm.